This is a messenger RNA of Saccoglossus kowalevskii, 637 nucleotides long. RefSeq lists its product as uncharacterized. NCBI's taxonomy places the organism in Eukaryota, Metazoa, Hemichordata, Enteropneusta, Harrimaniidae. Gene Ontology annotation, molecular function: calcium ion binding. Gene Ontology annotation, cellular component: plasma membrane; extracellular region. The record is from RefSeq and is a predicted model, not a curated record. Gene Ontology annotation, biological process: cell adhesion.
AUCAUGUUACCAUGAGAUUUGAUGCUCAAAAUUUACUACUGGACAUAUUCAUCAAUGGUACAACAUUACCUAUUACUGGACCUGAAGCUUCAUUAACAGAUGCCAACCUGCCAGCCUGGGCUGCUGAUACAGUGAUGAAUCUAGGUUAUGAUAACAAUACAUAUUUUAUUGGUAUGAUGGAUGAGGUUCGUAUAUGGGCAUUGGCGUUAUUAGAUUCUGAGAUCGAUGAACAUAUGCAGUUAGCAGGACUUGAAAGACAAAGACACAAAAAGUUACUUGAAACGCAUUAUAAUAUGGACUCAGAAAGUGAAGGAGCUACAGUGUUGUUAGACAGUGGUUUGUAUGGACAUGAUGGCACCAUAGAAGGCAAUGCUGUAUUUGUAGCAAGUAGUUUAGACCAAGGAAGAUUUCAAGUUACAUACACAGAUGCCAAACGACGACGUAAACGAAGUAUUACUUAUGACCACUCAGAACUUUAAUUUGUUCCGUGAACUAAAAAAAAAAUUCACCAUGGUGAGGCAGUGCUGGGUUGUAAACAGUCACAGUUAUUUACAAUUUCAUCCUUGUGCCAAAAGAGAUAUCUACAAAAUAGUUUCAGGCUCUCUGGUUGCUUAGUUAUCAUGCACUUGAAUUAACC